Molecule: messenger RNA, 2964 nt
Organism: Coregonus clupeaformis (lake whitefish)
Lineage: Eukaryota; Metazoa; Chordata; Actinopteri; Salmoniformes; Salmonidae
Product: KH domain-containing, RNA-binding, signal transduction-associated protein 1
Exons: 9
Coding region: 298-1392 (364 amino acids)
Biological process (GO): regulation of alternative mRNA splicing, via spliceosome
Cellular component (GO): nucleus
Molecular function (GO): mRNA binding; poly(A) binding
Source: RefSeq, a predicted model, not a curated record
ACUGAGCUCACUUCCGUGUAUUCUUUAUUCGAUGGGUCGCAUGCUUCCCGUCUUCAUUUUGACCAGGCAACGCGCAGCGCUCAUCCGCCCUCGUCAGUGGCUGUGCGGUAUAGCAGCGAGAGCGCUACAUGCGAAGCAGCGACAUUUAUCUGCGCGAAGAAGUGGAUAUUUACACACUGCUUACAUAACUGGGACUAUUUCUACUUCUGUUAUUUUUUUCUUUUUCUAGCCACUCAAAGCUUGUUUUUAAUUGCACGUUUGUUCACAUUUUGCAUUACUAACUGAUUUAAACUCAAAAUGGAGAAUCAAGAAAGCAAGUAUCUCCCCGAGCUUCUCGCAGAGAAGGACAGUAUGGAUGUUUCGUUUACGCACGCGAUGAAACUUUUAUCUGCAGAAAUCGAGAGAAUCCAGAAAGGUGAGCCCAAAAAGGAGGGAGGAGACACGUACCUGGACCUCUUCACUGUCAAGAAUAUCAAACUGAAGGAACGUGUGCUCAUACCUGUCAAACAGUAUCCAAGGUUCAACUUUGUGGGAAAGAUUCUUGGCCCUCAGGGCAACACAAUCAAACGCCUUCAGGAGGAGACUGGGGCCAAGAUCUCUGUACUGGGCAAAGGUUCCAUGAGGGACAAAGCCAAGGAGGAGGGCCUGAGGAAAGGUGGCGAGCCCAAGUACGCGCACCUGUCUAUGGAGCUGCAUGUCUUCAUCGAGGUGUUCGCCCCCGUGCCCGAGGCCUACCUACGCAUGGCACACGCCAUGGAGGAAGUCAAGAAGUUCCUCUUUCCUGACAUGAUGGAUGACAUCUGUCAGGAACAGUUCAUGGAGAUGGGUUAUCUGAAUGGGGGCCAGGAGCACGGGCCAGGGGCCCCACGAGGCAGAGGACCACCGGGCCCUAGGGGCCGAGGAGGGCCACCGGGACAACAAGGGGCACCCAGGGGUAGGGGUAUGCCCCAACGUGGAGGUGCCACCAGGGGAGGUCCAGCCAGAGGCGGGGUAGCGAGGGGGGCACCAGCAGGAAGAGGGGGACAUCCAGCAACCCCCGCCAGAGGGGCAGCAGCGCCACGAACCAGACCCCCUGCCCCUGGGGGGCCACCGAGGAUGCCCCCUCCACCCCCCCACCAACACCAACAUGCCCCAGCACCUGAACAAUAUGAGGAAUAUGCCUAUGAUGAGAGCUACACUGAGCCAGCGUAUGAGUCGUACGACAGUUACUACAGUCAGCCACAGGCAGAACCAGAGUACUAUGACUAUGGCCAUAGAGAGGAACAGGGAGCAUAUGAGCCCUACGAACAGGACGACUGGAACGGGACCCAGAGAGCGGCACCGGAGGGAAAGGCCCCUCCUGCCAGGACGGCUAAGGGCCCUUACCGAGAACACCCCUAUAGACAAUACUGAACUCACCAUGACAACGCCUAGCGACCAACGCUACCACCGUUAACGCGUUGCCCCGACAACCAACCACCAACCUGUCUACCACGCCAGCUCUCGCUCUAAGCAACCCUCGACAAAAGUAAUUGUCCGUUUUGUUUUUGUUUUUGGAAUUUUCUACUACGCUGGACUUUUACGAGCAGAAAAUCAGGAUCUUAACUGAUCGAAGCUGAUUUGAUAUUUAAUUCAGAGCAACCUUAAAGCGUUUUUUUUGGGGGGUUUGAAGUUUUAGUUGAUUUCUGUUUUUCUCUCUGACCCUGUCUCUCCCUCUGCUUUUUUUGCACUGUUGACCGUAAACAUUUUCUUAAUUGUUUGGAUUUAAACUCACUUCUAGUGUAGUUAGACUGCUUAUCAAAUUGUUAUCGUCUUAAAGGGAAAUUUCAAAAAUGUUCAACUUCAUAUUCAUAAUCUCCAGCACAACAUCAACAUGUGAAAAUGGAGCGUUUCUAUGUUUUGUAGUAAAAAAAGAUAAGAGGGAGAUGAGCGUUUCUGAUGACAUCAUCGGUGUGCAUCAUGUGAUUUUUUUAACCAAUUAUGAUGUAAUUGGAAAACACUUAUCUUUGUUAAUACAAAACAUAGAAACGCUCCAUUUUCACAUAUUGAUGUUUUGGUGGUGCUGCAGAUGAGGAAUGUGAAGUAGAACAUUUUCAAAUUUUUAUUUUUAAGAAAACCAUUUAAUUAUUUUGUUUAAAAAAUCUAAUUUGAGGGACAGUUGCAGAUUCCCAUUUUGGCUACAUUUCAAAAUUCUGUUUUAAUAUAGCGAAGUAAAAUAAACUUAAACGCUGUUUCAAUUAUGUAAUAUAAACCAAACAAAAACAAAGUCAAAGGAAACAGUAAAAACAAACAAAUGUUAAUGGAAUUUGAUUUAGUAUUCCCAUUUGUUUUAAAUAGUCUUUAAUUAAAAGUUGUCAAUUUAGACUUAAGCAGCAGCGAUUUUAUAUAAUGAUAUUUUGUCAUUGUACAUUUUAGAGUUUUGAAAUAUAGCCCUAAUAGCCACUGUUGAGAUGGACUGUCCUCACAUACUUCAUUUUGUUUUAUUAAAGGUGUUCAACAGUAAGUUCAUUUUUAUUAUGUCUCUACAGUCGAUGUCUUUUUAUAAGUAGAAUAUGGCCUCAGAUCGGCCUCAUGUCAUGAUAAAUAGUAUCACGUGUCAGUACAGGAUCUUAUUGGUUGAAUCUGAAUCUAUAAACUGCAUGUAAAAAAAAAUAACGACGCAAUGAAGGAUUGGGACCAAAAAAAAUCUUCACAUGGAGGGAUCCUGCAGCUUUUCAAAUCUGAUCUCUCGUCCAAACUGCACAUCCACUAUUCUGCCACUGGUAUAUGUACCCUCCACAUUAAAAUGCAUUAUGCUCCAUGUGUAAAGCUUGCCUAAAUAGGUAACUACUAAAUCUGUCCCAAAAAAAAUAAAAUGUUUUGCAGCAGUUUGUCAAUAAAGACUAGUUUGUUUUUCUAUGAAACUUCCGUAACUUGGUUUAUUUAUUUUUUUCCUGUCCUAGUAACAUUUGAAAUGCCAUUUUUAAAUAGCAUUUAACAGCCUGG